CUACCAGGCUGCUUCUCUUUCCAGGCGACGCGUUUGCUUUUUGCAGGACAAUCCAGGCUCCUCCCUUGCACAACGUCACCCGAUCCCGAUCUCUCCCAAAGCGUCAGCGAUAGUCAGCAGCGCACUGUGGUGGCAGAUCAGCGGGGCGGUGCGCAUAGCGGGAUAAAGCUACACUGUAUUUCAUCCAAAAAGAGCGAGAAAAAGGGGGGCGCAUCCCACCAUUUCCAGAGUUCCAACAACUUCCCCGGCCUGGGUGUGCUGAUCUCUCCGGCUGGCCGCGGCUGCACACGGGGACAACCGGGAACUUGCGGAACUAAAACAGGGACGGUGCCGGCAGACUAUCUGUUAGGUGCUGGGUCACAUUUGCCGACGGGAGAAAAAAGGGCGACGUUUCCCCGGAGGAACUCUCCAAGUGUUGGAAACUUCCCAGCGCAGCAUCGAUCGAGGACCUCCCGCCUACUUUACCUCCGAUCCACAAGCCUGGAAGGGGGGGAGAGAGAGUCCUGCAGCCGCUGCGGUGGAUGGAGCAACAAAGGCUCGGCGGUUAAACUAGAAGAGCCAACUCUCAGCCUGUCCUCGCCUGCUGUUUCCUGAAGACUCCAUCACCUACACGGUAGAUCUGCAGCCGCCUGGAUCUCAUUUCGGGGACCCGGCCAGGUUUACUUGGUGCAAACUCCGCGCCAGCCAGGGAAUCGCCGCAGACGUGAAAUUGAUGCUUUGGUACGGAGAGGCGCACCACCGAUCCUCCAGUUUUGCGAAAGUCUCCUGCCGCUCAGUGAGGGAGGUGGACUAGCUCGGGCCGAAGUGGGAUUUGCAGAAGUUACAUGCUUGGUGUUUGUCGCCUCGAGUGAGCCGCGAUCAUCCACUCCCAGGUCACCAGAGAAGAUCCGGAUAGUUGAGGAGCCAUGGCGAUGUGUGUGGGGAUAUGGAUACUCCUGUUGGCGCUGCACGUCCAAGCUGGCGACGGACAGAUGGUACAGAUGGACUCCAGUAAGUCUGGCUUUGUGGGUUCACAAGUGGAACUGCGCUGCAUUUUCAUCAACAGCAACCCGCCAGUCAAGAUCUCUCAAGUCACCUGGCAGAAGCUCCUCAAUGGCACCAAGCAGAACGUGGCUAUAGCCAACCCGGCCCUCGGCGUGUCCGUCCUGCCGCCCUUCAAGGAGCGGGUCAGCUUCAAGCAGGCAGCGGUUCGCCAUCGUACGCCCUCGCUGGAGGACACCACCAUCGUGUUCUCCAGCCUGCAGCUGUCUGACGAAGCCGCCUACAUCUGCGAGUAUACCACGUUUCCUGCAGGCAACCGGGAGAACAUGGUCAACCUGACUGUGUUUGCUCGGCCUAUGACACGUAUGACCUUGACAACGCCCACGAUUGUGGCCAGAGCCCAGAAACGCAAGAUGACCGUGGCGACUUGUGUAUCAGCCAAUGGGAAGCCCCCAAGUGUGAUCAAAUGGGACACCAGGUUGAAGGGCGAAGCCACUUUCCAGGAGACUCGCAACCAAAACGGGACGGUGACGGUACGGAGCAACUACGUGGUGGUACCGAGCCGCGAGACCCACAAACAGAAGCUGACGUGUAUCGUGACGUACCGAAACGAAAAGAUCACGGACAGCGUGGUGCUCAACGUGCAGUAUGAACCGGAGGUGAAGAUCGAGGGCUUUGAUGGAAACUGGUACCUGAACCGGCAGAAUGUUCAGCUGACCUGCAGGGCUGAUGCUAACCCCCCUGUCACGAUCUACCAGUGGAAACUCUUGAACGGCUCCCUGCCCAGCAACGUGGAGAUCAAGAACAACACCCUGUUCUUCAAGGGGCCGGUGACCUACGACCUGGCCGGGACGUACGUCUGUGACGCCACCAACGGCAUCGGGACUCGUACCGGCAUCGUGGACGUCAACAUCACGGAAUUCCCUAACAACCCGCCACCUGGGGGCCAUGAGAUCCCGCAGGAGCAGCACAAUGCAGGUGCCGCCAUCGGGGGCGCUGUGGGGGGAGUCGCCCUGUUGAGCGUGGCGGCCAUACUGCUCUUCAUAUUCCUGCGCCGCCGCCAGCGCACCUUCAAAGGUGACUACAGCACCAAGAAACAUGUGUUCGGAAACGGGUACAGUAAGGCCGGCGGCCUGCCCGCCCACCCUCCCAUCCCCAAGAACCUGCAGUACCCGGACGACUCGGACGAUGAGAAGAAACCGGCGCAGAUCGGCGGCCCCGGAGGGUUUGAGGCGAGCGAGCGCGAUUUUGACGCCGAGCAAGAGGACCUGAAGAGGCCCUAUUUCACUGUGGACGAAGGAGAGAGCCGAGAUUAUGACGAGCGGACUCUGGCUUUCCAGUAUGACCCUGAACCUGAGAUAGCCGACGAUAUGAUCUCUCAAACCGACGGCUCUGUCAUUUCUAAGAAAGAGUGGUAUGUGUAGUGGCAUGCGACAACCAAACCAAACCCUUUGUCCCCCACCUGCAUUCCACUGCACCCUUCACCUCCAUCACGUCCCCACCCUCCCAUUCGUCAAACUGCACCCUUCACGGUCCCGCUCCUCUUUUGGUCAGCCCGGUACCCCCCUCCCCCUGACUCCCCCCCUCCGCAUCAGACCCCAUCCAACUAAUCUCAUUUAGAAAAUCAAGCGUCUAUUUAAAGUGCUAGCAACAUCAACUUGUCGACAUGACGGCAUUGGUAUCAGUUCCAUCAGGUGAAUGGGCAAAGAAUACAAACGGUAUGUAAACGGACUCGUUGUCACUGACCUACGAGGCCGGGAGGUGAUUGGUCGAUUAAUACUGGUGUAAUAUUCUUUUUGUGUAUUUUUUCAUGUUCUAAAUGUAUUAAAUGUAUAAAAAGAGACUGCAGGUUGAGGUUUUGCUGAGCACAUUUGUGAAAGUCUUACACUGGAUGUGCAAUUUGUUUUUUUGGUUUUUUUCCAUCACCAUUGCCGUUUUUCUUAUUUUUAUAAUGUCUUUUUGUAUGAUUUUUAAGUGACCAGAGAAUUGAGAGUUCAUGUCUGGUGUAAUUACAGAUGGAGUUGAAAGUGUUUGUAAUUUUGUGGUCAAAUGUUUCAGAGAAAGUGGGAAAAAAAAAAAAAAAAAACACCACACAGGACCUGUAUCAUGUCUCACUGGGGUUAGCGUUCGUGAAAUUACUAAUUUUUGUAUAUUUGCAGCAUUAAAAGCAGAUAUGUUAAUGCUGUUUUCCAAAGACAUGCUUAGUAUUCCUUGACCCCCCUGCGUUCAUCUGCUUGGUGAGUUUCUUUACUGAGAGGGAGUCAGUCUACUGAGCCAUGUGGACAUGGCACUGACGGAUGAAUAGCGAGCGUUUUCUCAUAAGCUCCCACAUCAGCCAAUCAGAAUAGCAGGGGAGAGAAGGGCUGCAAUCGUAUCACACGCAACAGAUUGUGCUUUUCAGUGGUGCAUCACAGUCACGUCCAGAAGAGGUCCGGUGAGUCCACAGAAACCCUCACUGAUGCUCUGAAAUGUCAUGAUUGUCACGUGACCUGAACAGGUUGGCUGCGUACCUGAGCUCCCUGUCUGACCACUAUAAUGACAUGUCUGGGUUGUUUUUUUUUUGUGUGUGUGUUGCGUUGUCACGAUUAUGUUUUGUUCUAACCCUUCUUUUAUCAAAUGGAUGUCAGAGGAAAGUGUGUGGUGGGUUGCCCGAUGAUGACUCUCCCUCCUUAUAAUUGUGUGACUCUGUCCUGAAGAGUUGGCGUAAGCCUUUCCGGCAGCAGCGGUUGCUAUGAGGAGUCAUCCAUGGACACAAAGGGCACGGAUAGGAGGAAAAUGUCAACUUAUGCUUAACCAUGCUUUUAUUUACGCCUACAGAGAAAACAUUUUAAUAUGUAAAGGGAAAUAUGAUGGUGACCAUGCUAGACUGUAAUAAGUCACCUGCUGCUUUCAUGAUGUUUUUGUUCCAUCUCUUUUUUUUUUUCUUUCUAAAAUAAAUUUCAGUAGCUGUUUGGGGGAUUUUAAAGGAGCGAAGGGUCGUCCUUCCCCUCAUGUCGGCGUCUGAAGCUACAAAUAGGGAUACAAUGACCCUCACUGACGGCAUUAUAUACUGUAUAUCUGGCUUUUCAAAUCACUGUUAGCAAGUGCCAGCGGAUGCUACAGCUCUGUAGCGUAGCAAAUUAAUUGUUUCUCUCCUCAGCAUCGAGGUCCAUUACACAAUCAGCAAAAUGCAUUUGCUUCAAACAAAAAAAAAAGUUCAGUCUGAAAUAUCGGAUAAAGCGGAAACAAAGGAGUAAAUCCAUGGAUGUAAGCGAUUAUCUGACUGGCUCUGAACAAUAUAAAUACUAUAUUAAGCCUUAUUUUAUGCAUGUUUUUUGUGUUGGAGUGGAUGUGCGUAUGUUGCUAUUUUUUCUGUAUCAAUUCCAGUGUGUUUGUCCUCAUUUGCAGCUCAAAAGACGACACUUUGUCUGUGUUGUCAGUAUUGACAGAGGUAUGAGUUUAUGGGCACGCAGUACCCAGCGACAAUAUUGCAGUUAACACACAAAAAGUAUAUAAAUAUCUAUAUAAAUAAAGAUGAAAAAAGAACAUCUCUUGGAGAGCGGAUCUCUCUGCUGACUGGAGAUGUGAAUGUUUUACAGUUCAUGCUUGUCUACUGUAUGUUUUUAGAUGAGCAUGUUAAUCAUGAGCCUCAAUUUAUAUCGUACUUUCGACACAAAUUAAGAUCACAGAGUGGGGAAAAAAUCAUGUUCUUAUAAAAAAGUCUGUUAAUUUGAGUUUGGUUUCAUUUUCUGUUGAUUUCAGUUUUUGUUCAUUUCUCGAGCCUUAUUUCUGUUUUUGUCUCCACUGCAGUUUGAGAACAAUACAUGAGGUUUGCGACAGGAAGUUUCAAAGUGCAAAAGCAGAUAACAAUUUUACAGCCUUUAGUUUAUUCUUCACCUGCCGAUGAACUGCUUUGCUGUAGCUUCUCAGUUGCGUCACAGCGUUACGGAGACGAACGUGUGAAAAGCACGUUUAUAUCUUCUCUCCUUGCGUUCAGUGCCUAUAAAAGUCAGGAGACAUGAGGUAGUCUGAAGAGCUGCUGCUCCAUCGUUUAAGUUAUUCAUGCUGUAGAACAACAUCAGAAAUACUGUUGAAAUAUGACGCGGACUGCAAACCUCCUCGAAUCAGACGAAUGAUGGUCUUUACUCGCAGUGAACCUUCGGUAGUGUCGUGGGGACGUUGCUCCGCCCGAGCUCCAGCACAGUGCUAAUGAUGCGUCUGCCCUGGAUCAACUGAUUUCUUAAAAGCUGCAUUCAUUACCAUUUUAAAGCUGGUUAAGUGGUGAUACAGCACUUUCCUUCCUGUCAGUACUGGAUAGCUUCAGUCCUGAAGAGAGCGAACUGAGUCACACAUUGCUGACUUUUCUAAGCACAACAAUUGAAGCUAGUGAAUCUAGUGAAAAGAGAUUUAACAUGUAAAUUAAAAUGGGAAAAAAAAAAUGCAACGCUGGCCCAAAUCCCCCCUUUUAAAGCACAAGUUUAAGGUUUCAUUUCGCUUCUUUUGUGCAUCCAUUAUGAAACCACUGCCACACUUGCUUCUCAGACGUGUUGGAGAAAGAAAACCCUUUCAGAUCCGAGUGGACAUUCUGUGUUCUGGUAGAUGUAAACAUUGUCUUCAUAUUGUCGGGGUGUUAUGAGUUUCUCUUUUGUAAUACUGACUGUAACUUCAUUCCAUCCUGAUCUACGUUUUGUAUUCAGUAUGUUCAACAUUCCACUGUAAAUACUGUACAUAGGGUUGAGAUUAUAGUUGGGAUUUAUUUAGGGACAAUAGGGACUCAAAUAUACCUAUUUUGACUGCAAACAUUGAGACUCGAUGAUGGUUAGUUGAAGUUGAUGCAUAGCUUAUUUCCAAAGUCCCACCUAAAAAUGCUCCUCCAGUACGUUUUUAAUAUGCCACUAGCGGCUUCACUGUCAUACAAAGGGGUGAUGCAUACAGUUUGUCGAUGUUAUUGAAAGAAAAUCAAAAGAGAGAAAAUUGUCCGUAUGCAGCCAUGUGAAUGUAUAUUUCUGAGGGUGUUACAAAUAUGAAAAAAAAUCUCUUGUUCAAUUGUGAUGACCCAGUGAAGUAACUUGUAUUUGUUUUAAGCAUUAAAUGAGUUCAAUAGUCAA
Chelmon rostratus (copperband butterflyfish) is the source of this 6068-nucleotide messenger RNA. RefSeq names its product nectin cell adhesion molecule 1b (gene nectin1b). The record is from RefSeq and is a predicted model, not a curated record. NCBI's taxonomy places the organism in Eukaryota, Metazoa, Chordata, Actinopteri, Chaetodontiformes, Chaetodontidae. Bases 906 to 2405 code for a protein of 499 amino acids. The transcript has 6 exons. Gene Ontology annotation, biological process: homophilic cell-cell adhesion; protein localization to cell junction; heterophilic cell-cell adhesion. Gene Ontology annotation, cellular component: adherens junction.